Molecule: messenger RNA, 2219 nt
Organism: Rana temporaria (common frog)
Lineage: Eukaryota; Metazoa; Chordata; Amphibia; Anura; Ranidae
Product: ADAMTS-like protein 5
Exons: 13
Coding region: 393-1982 (529 amino acids)
Biological process (GO): extracellular matrix organization
Cellular component (GO): extracellular matrix
Molecular function (GO): protein binding; metalloendopeptidase activity
Source: RefSeq, a predicted model, not a curated record
GGAAGAAGGAGGCAGAGGGUGUGGGAGAGCUCAGGGCGGGAGGGCAGAACUCCUGAACUGCUCACACUCCUUUCUGCUGCUCACAAAUACUUGCUCAAUCAGUGCUGUGUAGAGCAAAGCACAGUGUAGGCUGAGCUGGAGCUAGAUCUAUUGGAGCUAUGGGCUAGAGGACACACACACAGCCUGGCCACCCCUAGUCCAGUCCCCUGGCUGACCAUGGCUGUGGGGGCUUUGCUGUCUAGCACUGAGCCUGGACCCAGCAUACACAACCACUUGUGGAUCUUAGAACUUUUCCCUGAGUACUUUGGGACCCGUCACUGAUCAGCGUUACUGCUGGUAUAUUGGAGCUGCGUUCAUGUGAUUUAACCUCUGCACCACCACCAAGCAGGAGGAUGCUUCCUAGCUGUAGGUUGAUAUAUCGAUGUCUGGCUACUCUGUAUGCAGUUUUGUUCCUUCAUAUUAUCCCAUCUUCCUGCCAGGUUCAAAGACCAUUGUUUAACAGCGGAACAGUCAUCAAUUUUGGCCCCGAGCAUAGUCUACCACAGAGGUCCAGCAAUGAGUGGGGUUCAUGGCAAAGCUGGUCUCCCUGUUCUCGGACAUGUGGAGGGGGAGCUGCAGUGCGCACGCGGCAGUGUAUUGUGAGAGAUGCUGCAGGUCCAGACUGCCUGGGUGACAUAAGACAAUAUCAAGCAUGUAACAUGAAGGACUGUCCAUCAGGGGUGACUGAUUUCAGGCAUUUCCAAUGUUCUGCAUACAACAAUAAGCCUUUAAUGGGAAAUUAUUACAAAUGGACCCCUUUCCAGUCAGGACAAGGAGACUGUGAGCUAAGUUGCUUGGCACAAGGGCAAAACUUCUAUUAUAACUUUGGCAGAGUGUUGGAUGGAACAUCAUGCCAUGUGCAGUAUGAUGGCUUUUGUAUCAAUGGCCAAUGCCUGCAAGUGGGUUGCGAUUCUAUCUUGGGAUCCAAUGAGCAGAUGGACAUCUGUGGAGUCUGCGGAGGAAGAAAUGUAUCAUGCCGACACCACCACAAUGUCUAUACUACAAAGUACCCAGCCUCUGGGCUGUUUGGAUAUAAUGAAGUGACCAUGAUUCCUGCAGGUGCCACUAAUAUCAGGGUGACUGACAAGAGCAAUAAUUAUCUGGCCCUGAGAAAUAGGAACUAUCACUAUGUGAUUAACGGCAACUGGGCCAUUAGUUAUCCUGGCGUCUUCAAUGUGGCCGGAACCAAGAUCCAGUACAAACGCUCUGCUGACAAUCAGGAGAGUUUAGAGGCAACAGGACCAACAGAGGAGGAUCUGCAUGUCAUGGUCCUUUUUACAGAGCAGAAUUUGGGUAUAGAGUAUGAGUACUGGCUUCCUAAGGAUUAUUAUAUUUACCACCAAAGAGAUCGCAGCUCCUUGCAAGACAAUGUAGAGACAGUUAUCUUACCAACUCAGCCUCUUACCACCACACCGGCUCCCACAACAAGACACAAUGCUCUGAGGCCAACAACAAUGAAGAACAGACCACACCAACCUCGGCUUGAAAGAGAUAAUAUGGAGCUAAACCGAAUUGAAGAAUCUAGCAGAAAAGAUGACAAAUGUGGAAAAUGCCGGAAAAUCAAAGGAAAGCAGAAUAAAAUGAAGCAAUAUUGUCAGAAGGACUUUGUGUUCCGUGGAAGAAUCAUCAGCAAGAAGCUUGUGGGGAAGGAGACGCGUUAUGAUGUGCAGGUGGUAAUGACGUAUAAGAACAAUUUCCCUAUUCUGAGAAGGGAAUACAUCUGGGUUCCCAACGCCUGUGAUUGUCCCAAUCUGCUGGAGAAAAGGGAAUAUAUUCUGAUGGCCAGGAGGCAUGUUAACUAUGAACACACUCUAAACCGAAUAUUACUAGAGACUCACAGCUUUGUGCGCCUAUAUAGACCAAAGGAGGACAAAAUGCUCCGAGAUCUUGACCAAGAAUGUGCCAAGCAUGGAUACCAAAUCAGCUCAAAGCAGAACCAGUAAGGCUCGUGAUAAGAGGACAAUACGACACGGACAGCCAAUGAUAACAGUUCUUAACUAAUUGUAUUGGUAUGUGCUGUUUUUUUGCAUACAGCCUAUUUAAAAUAUUAUUGGUCCAGUUGUAAAGGGGGGCAUAAUGUAAUAUUUAAUAACUGCUGGUGCUAGAACGAAUGACAUUGUAUCCAAAGGAAUGUGCAGCUAAUCUGCUUAAUAACAAAGUAAAAGCCAUAAGGAGAGCUA